AUGUCUAUCAAACCGAUUGCAAUUGCUCCUCCGCAACCAUCAACACAAAGGGGUCAAGCAGCACAUCUUUCAUAUGAUGCAGUUAAUGAUAGAUUGGCUUAUGUCAACGGUAAAUCAGUGAUAAUCCGUCCAGCCGAUUUUAAUUCAAAUGCUCCUGUUGUUGUAUUCACUAAACAUAUACAUCCAACCACUGCAGUGAAAUUCUCACCAUCUGGGUUCUAUAUUGCUUCAGGUGAUGAGUCAGGACAGAUCAAAAUCUGGGAUGCUGCGCCAAAGAAGGGUGAGGGUGAAUUUGAACAGCCCAUUAUAAAGAGUGAGUUUCAAGUCAUGUCCGGUCCUAUCCGGUCCAUAGCAUGGGAUGCUGAUAAUUCACGUAUUAUAGCAGUUGGUCAGGGAAAGGAGAAAUUUGGACACGCAUUUUCGUGGGAUACUGGUAAUUCAAUUGGUGAUAUACAAGGGCAUAGUUCUACGAUUAAUGCUGUUGAUAUCAAACCUCAGAGACCAUACAGGGCCGCUACUGUCAGUGAUGACUUUGCAUUGGUCUUUUAUCAGGGCCCGCCAUUUAAGUUUGACAAAAGUUUGAGAGGUAAUCAUACAAACUCAGUUCGUGAUGUCAAAUUCAGCCCUGAUGGAGAGUAUAUAGUUUCUGUCGGCUCUGAUAGGGCGAUAUGCAUUUACCAAGGUAAAACUGGUGAAUUUAUCAAAAAAAUUGAGAAUGGCCACGAUGGAGGGAUUUUUGCUGUCUCAUGGACUCUGGAUUCAAAAAAGUUUGUAACUGCGUCGGCUGAUGGAUCAGUCAGGACUUGGAAAGUUGAUGAAGGCCUCGUGCUGACUCAUAAAGUUGCUGAGAAACCGACUGUUUUUCAGCAAUUAGUUGGUUUAACUGUGACGAAGGAUUACGUGAUUGCUUUAAGCUAUGGUGGUGACUUGACGUAUUUCAAAAAUGGAGAGAUUGUUCAAGUCAUUCAAGGACAUCAAGCACCAAUCACUAAAUUAGCCAUCUCCAAGUCUGAUCUAUAUAGUGGAAGUUCGGAUGGAAAAUUGUUCAAAUUUGAAAUCGAUCCAAAAGGGUUGAAGUCAAAUCCAACUAGACAAGGUGGUGAAGGUGGCGAGCAUAGUAACUACGUAGUUGACUUAUUGUUGGGUGAUGGUGGAUUGUAUUCCAUAGGUUGGGAUGAUGAAAUUAAACAAUGGAAAGAGGGUAAGGUAGUCACCUCUGCGAAAUUGCCAUCACAACCAAAGCAAUUAAACAAGGUGGGCGACAACAUCCUCGUGUUACUUGAAUCAGAGUUGCAGUUAUUCAGUAAGGAUCUUGAAUUGGUAUCCAUGUUAAAGCUUGACUUUUCGAGUACAAACGCAGCUUCAUUAUCAAGCUCACGCUUGUUGGUUACAAAUGCUUCCAAAAACACGAUUGUGAGUGUUGAAAUUGACAACGGAUCAAAACUUUCAAUCUCGUCUCAGGAAUUUCCUACCUUAAGAACUCCACCAACAUUGAUAAAAGUAUCCCCUGAUGGUGAGUUCUUUGCCGUUGCUGAUUCAUCAGGUAAGUAUACCUUGUUUAAAAAUGACGGAUCCGUAGUUUCAACGAGAUGGGCAUUCCACACCAGCAAAGCAUACGACGCGCAAUGGUCCCCAGACUCUAAGUAUUUGGUAAGUGGAGGACUUGAUUGUGGACUUUUAUUAUAUUCAGUUGAGAAACCUUCAAAGGUUGUUAAAUUUCCCCUUGCACAUGCUUCGGGGGUUACAAGUUUAGCAUGGGUGUAUUAUGACAGUGAAAAGCAAACAGGACAGUUUGUCAGUUCAGGUUUAGAUGGUACCAUAAGACAAUGGGAGCUACUUAGAUAG
This is a messenger RNA of Lodderomyces orthopsilosis Co 90-125, 1845 nucleotides long. RefSeq lists its product as uncharacterized. Lineage: Eukaryota; Fungi; Ascomycota; Pichiomycetes; Serinales; Debaryomycetaceae. Gene Ontology annotation, molecular function: actin filament binding. The transcript has a single exon. Bases 1 to 1845 code for a protein of 614 amino acids. The record is from RefSeq and is a predicted model, not a curated record. Gene Ontology annotation, cellular component: cortical actin cytoskeleton. Gene Ontology annotation, biological process: actin filament depolymerization; positive regulation of actin filament depolymerization.